This is a messenger RNA of Stylonychia lemnae, 1530 nucleotides long. The record is from the annotation of a GenBank genome assembly. Lineage: Eukaryota; Ciliophora; Spirotrichea; Sporadotrichida; Oxytrichidae.
AUGAGAUAACUGCAAUAAUAAUCAACCCCAAGGAAAAGCUUGUCAAAUAUUAGCAGCAGAUUAAGAGAGGAAACAAUCUCCUCAUCUAUUAAAAAAUUCACAAAAUCAGUUAAAUUUACAAAUGAAGAAAAAGCAAUAAUGGUUACUGUGACUAAAAAACCAUCUGGCUCAUCACCUAGAUUUGGAAGCAAUUAAUAAAAUACGCAAUUUCAGUCAUCCUUUUCUGGGGCUGCAACUAGGAAUAAUCUUGCCAAGGAGAAUUAACAAAAUUCCAAUUUUCUUAUGCCUAUUCCAAAGUAGCUAUAAGAUUUAAGAAGGAAUGUACUUAAUGAUACUUCUUUCAAUGUGAUAAACUAAGAACCUCAAAGUUAAAUUGAGUUAUUCAAAAGCUCUAAUUUUAGUUUGAUUGAGUUAAUGAAGAAAUCCUAACCAACUUAACCCAAGACCAUUAAUCCAGCUAGCAAUAAUCUUUUUAAUCAAAUGCUUGCAGAUUACAAACUCAAUAAUUCCUCUUAAAUUUCAACUCCAAGAUUAACUCCUCUAAAGAUGCUUGAAAGAAAUAGGUCUAAUGUGGUAAGUAAAGAUGACAUUAAUAAAUUAGAAGAUAAGAUUAAGGACCUUGAGGACUAAAUUUUUAAUGCGAAGAAAAAAGGGGAGGAAACCAAAAAGCUUGACAUCCUCGAGUAGAAUUUAAAGAAAACUGACCUUAGUUUUAUUGAGGAAAGUUCAAGAGUCAAUAAAAGGCAUCAAAGCAAAUAUGAAAAUGAGAUCAUUAAUUACGCUUCAUCAGAAGAAGAUUUAUUAGAUGAGGAUAGAUUGUUGUUAAUCUAGCAGACUCCUCAUGUACUGCAUAAUUUUUCAGAGCAAAUUGAGGAGGAUGAACAAGAGGAAGAUCCGACUAAUCAGGAAAAAGAAAUGAGUAUUAGUUAUAGUCGAGGUAGGAGAUCCCUAGAUAAUCAGGCAAGCACUAGAAUGAGUUUAUCCAGAUAUGAUCGAAGAAAUGAGAGCAUUUAAAGUGAUGUUGAACAGAUUACUUUGAUAAAAAAAGUAAAGGAUAAUUAGCUAGAUAACGAGGAGUUUGACUGCUCAUAAUUUGACCUACAGUAAUCCUUUAAUUAGGUAUUCGGUAUCAUAAAGCAAUUUAAAAUAGAUCCUGUUCAUAAAUAAUAACUUAGAGCCUUAUAAAUCCAUAUUUAAGAGUAGAUUAACUUCUACUCUGAGGAAAAUAAUCAAAAUAAAAGAAGGUUUAAAAAGUCUUGUAGAAAACCAGAAAGAAAUUUAGUGCUAACUGAAAAUAAUAUGCUAGCAAAAUUAGGAUUAAAUGAAAACACUAGUGCCAGAAGCAGUAUUAAUCCUUUUGAUCAUUAAAGUGUUAAAAAUCAAAGUUUAUCUAGGACUAGGACCAAGUCAGAUAGAGAUAUAAUGAUUCAAAUGGUGACUCGUUCAUAGAAGAAGAGAAAGAGAAGAAAUACUGCUGUCUAAGAGUAAUGUAUUGCCGAAGAAAAUCCAAAUAAAAGAAGAAAGAUUUGA